UCAUCCAUUGAUUCAUUAAUUUAUUUAACAUAAACAAAUUCUCCCACAGUUCUUUUCUGAAACAGUCAGAAUGUAACCGCUCUGGUAAACCAAAGUGACGACACCAGAACUCCACCAUGACAGUGUAACCUGAUGACCUUGCUCACCUGAUCACAUCUACAGAUAAAUUGUCUUUGAAAACUUUACACUCAACUGUUGAAGCAAUAUUAUCACUAUACAGUUAAAUACAACCCUGUCAGGACAAAAACAAUGAGAACGCAGCUCAGUUAAACCUCAGCUUUCAGCCACUGCAUCAAACUUACCUUUGGGAUAACUGCUGAGUCGGGUAAACUACGGACUGUAGGUAAACUACUGACUAUGGGCUGGAGAGACGCAGAGGAGCAGAACUCAGUCCACGGACCUCUAAACGACAUGAACGUCAACUCAGAGAAGAAAUCCCAGCGCAAGCUCUCUAAGCCGUUGCUGGAGCGACGGAGGCGAGCCCGGAUCAACGCCUGCCUCGGGGAGCUCCGUACACUCCUGCUUCAGUCACACGUCACACAGGGCUGCCGUCCCUCUAAACUGGAGAAGGCUGAUAUCCUGGAGCUGACCGUCCGGCACCUACGCUCUCUACAACACACGCACUCAGGUCAGGAAAAAUCCUGGAACACCGAUGAGAAACGAUUUACUACCCCCCACAGGCCGGACACAGGGGGGAGGCUGCUGCGGGAUGGCAGAGUGAAAGCCACCGUACUGACCACUGACGCAACUGGAACUCGGGGACACAUGCCGAGCCUGCGGGACCCUGCACUGUUACCAUCACAACACCAGCACCUCUCCGCACUUGACAAACCACUUACUGAGGGUAAAACGUCCAGCAGCUCCAGCUUACUGACCACUGUGUGGAGGCCGUGGUGA
Colossoma macropomum (tambaqui) is the source of this 897-nucleotide messenger RNA. RefSeq names its product enhancer of split m7 protein-like. Gene Ontology annotation, molecular function: protein dimerization activity; RNA polymerase II cis-regulatory region sequence-specific DNA binding; DNA-binding transcription factor activity, RNA polymerase II-specific. The transcript has 5 exons. Gene Ontology annotation, biological process: regulation of neurogenesis; regulation of transcription by RNA polymerase II; anterior/posterior pattern specification. Gene Ontology annotation, cellular component: nucleus. The coding region runs from base 358 to 897 and encodes 179 amino acids. The record is from RefSeq and is a predicted model, not a curated record. Lineage: Eukaryota; Metazoa; Chordata; Actinopteri; Characiformes; Serrasalmidae.